Molecule: messenger RNA, 625 nt
Organism: Sorex araneus (European shrew)
Lineage: Eukaryota; Metazoa; Chordata; Mammalia; Eulipotyphla; Soricidae
Gene: S100A11
Product: S100 calcium binding protein A11
Exons: 3
Coding region: 163-465 (100 amino acids)
Biological process (GO): regulation of cell population proliferation
Cellular component (GO): cytoplasm
Molecular function (GO): calcium-dependent protein binding; calcium ion binding
Source: RefSeq, a predicted model, not a curated record
GCGAGGGGGCGGCGUGAGUCAAACCGGAGCGGGCGGGGACCGCGGGACGAGCGGGGACGGGCGGGGACGGGCGGGGACCGCUGGGCAGACCGUACAGUCGGCGCGCCCCGCACUCCGCUCGCCUCCCCGCUCGCCUGCGCCUCGCCCUCCGACGCGGCAACCAUGUCUGGCCCUACCGAGACCGAACGCUGCAUUGAGUCUCUGAUUGCAGUUUUCCAGAAGUAUGCCGGCAAGGACGGCAACAACUGCCAGCUCUCCAAGACGGAGUUCCUGAGCUUCAUGAAAACAGAACUGGCUGCCUUCUCACAGAAUCAAAAGGAUCCUGGCGUCCUUGACCGCAUGAUGAAGAAACUGGACCUUAAUUCCGAUGGGCAGCUCGAUUUUCAAGAAUUUCUUAAUCUCAUUGGUGGCCUGGCCGUCGCCUGCCAUGAAUCCUUUCUUAAGUCUGCCCAUUGCAGGAAGUAACACUGAGGAGCGCCAAGCCUGGCCUUGACCCCCACAGCUUUUCUAUCAGCCUCUUGUCAUCGUGUCCUCUUCAACCCACACAUCCUGAGCCCAACACCCCACCACCCUUUUCAGCUACUCUUGCUGGUAUUAAUAAAAACAGAUUUUUUUUAAAAACACA